AUGAUUGGUUUUAAUGUGGUGGAUUGUGAGGGUGACAGCGGGGACGACAGCAUUGUGGUAUAUUAUGAGUCGGAGUUUGAUGUCCCCGUCCCUGAGUGGACCACUGUGGAUGAAGCCAUUGAAUCUCUGGAGCCUCCAGCAGAAAGUGAAUGGGGCCAACAGGGACAAGGACUGCUGAAACCCAGUGACACCCUGAACAUCAGCAGCAUCAUCUCACAAGAGAGGAAGUUCUUCAACAUCCAUGUCAGGAAUCGUGGAAUUGUGCAUUCUCCGGGGUUUCCAGACUAUCUUUAUCCUCCAAAUGCCAACUUGCAGUGGAGGCUUCGGGCGGAACCUGGCCACCGAGUUAGGCUCGACUUUCACACUCUGAUCUUGGAGGACGACUGUCAGCGCGACUUCAUCAAAGCCUAUGAUUCGCUGGCUCCCAUAGAGAAACGUGCUCUGACAGAACAGUGUGGGAAUCCUCAAAAGUCAUUGUCCUUCUUCUCUUCUGGAAACGUCAUGUUACUGACGCUGGUCACAAAUGAGAAGAAAAACUUCCCUGGUUUCGAAGCAAGCUACUCCCAGAUUCCUUCGGCCAAACCAACUUGCCCGGGAAGAUUCAAGUGCAACAAUAACAAGUGCGUGAGCAAUACUUCUCAAUGUGACGGCUGGGACGAUUGUGGUGACAACAGCGAUGAAAUCAACUGCACUUGUCCGGGAAAGUUCCAGUGCAACAACAACAAGUGCGUCAUCAAGAGUUUUCAGUGUGACGGCUGGGACGAUUGUGGUGACAACAGUGAUGAAAUCAGCUGCACUUGUCCGGGAAAGUUCCAGUGCAACAACAACAAGUGCGUCAUCAAGAGUUUUCAGUGUGACGGCUGGGACGAUUGUGGUGACAACAGCGAUGAAAUCAGCUGCACUUGCCCGGGAAGAUUCAAGUGCAACAAUAACAAGUGCAUCAGCAAUACUUCUCAAUGUGACGGCUGGGACGAUUGUGGUGACAACAGCGAUGAAAUCAACUGCACUUGUCCGGGAAAGUUCCAGUGCAACAACAACAAGUGCGUCAUCAAGAGUUUUCAGUGUGACGGCUGGGACGAUUGUGGUGACAACAGCGAUGAAAUCAGCUGCACUUGCCCGGGAAGAUUCAAGUGCAACAAUAACAAGUGCAUCAGCAAUACUUCUCAAUGUGACGGCUGGGACGAUUGUGGUGACAACAGCGAUGAAAUCAACUGCAGUGAGUCCAUCAAACUGGUGUGCUCAGCAUUCACCUUCCACUGCAGUAAUGGACUCUGCAUCAGUAAACUGAACCCAGAGUGUGAUGGAGAGCAGGACUGUGAGGACGGCUCUGACGAGGCUAACUGUGAUUGCGGUACGAGUUUGUACAGUAGCACUCGUAUUGUGGGAGGUCAGGGAGCUAAUGUGGGUGAGUGGCCCUGGCAGGUGAGCCUCCACUUCAAGGGGCUAGGACACAUGUGUGGAGCCUCUGUGCUGAGUGACCGCUGGCUGCUGACUGCUGCCCACUGCGUCCGAGACAGUACUGUUUACAAGCUGUCUCAGGCCGACAAAUGGGAGGUUUUCCUGGGAUUGCAAGUGCAGAACCAGACCAAUGAGUGGACAGUAAAGAGGGGUGUGAAGCAGAUCAUCGCUCACAGGUACUACAACAGAUACACUGAAGACAGUGACAUUGCGUUGAUGGAGCUGGACACCAGAGUCAGCCUAACCCAGCACAUCAGACCCAUCUGCCUGCCUUCCUCCACCUACUACUUCCCAUCAGGCCAAGAGGCUUGGAUCACCGGCUGGGGGACUACCCUGCAGGGAGAUGCCGAGACGGCCAUCCUCCAGAAGGCGGAAGUUAAGAUCAUCAACAGCUGGCUGUGUAAUAUUCUACUGAAUUACAGGGUCACAGGUAACAUGCUGUGUGCUGGAGUCCUUUCAGGAGGCGUGGACACCUGUAAGGGUGACUCCGGCGGGCCCCUGUCUGUCGCCAACUCCCGCGGGCGGUUUUUCCUGGCAGGUGUGACGAGCUGGGGCAAAGGCUGCGCUCGCAUAUACGCACCCGGCGUCUACACUCGGGUUACCAAAUACCGCAGCUGGAUAAAACAGAAGACUGGAGUGUAG
Molecule: messenger RNA, 2100 nt
Organism: Pelmatolapia mariae (spotted tilapia)
Lineage: Eukaryota; Metazoa; Chordata; Actinopteri; Cichliformes; Cichlidae
Product: suppressor of tumorigenicity 14 protein-like
Exons: 15
Coding region: 1-2100 (699 amino acids)
Biological process (GO): acrosome reaction; proteolysis
Molecular function (GO): protein binding; serine-type endopeptidase activity
Source: RefSeq, a predicted model, not a curated record